CAAAAAUUAUUUGAACAAGAGAUUUUGGCGCGUUAGGAUAGGACAAUUUUGCAAUUUUAUUUAUCUUCUAGUAUUAUGGAUAAUUUAACUAGCAAACAAGACAUAGUGUCUCAAUAUAAAUCACCAGAUAAGAAAAAGAAGCAAAUCAAGAGAAAGUGUAAAUCUGCUGAAAGUGCCAAUAAAACAAAGAGGAUAAUUAAGGAGAAAUUCAAACAUUAUGAUUUAUUUACAUUCAAGAAAAAGAGCAAAACUGUCGAAAACAGCCGAUCCGAGAAUGACUCGAGCCAAGUCAAUGUGAUACCAAUAAAGAAUCUUAUGGAAUUUGAUUCACCAGACAAAACAGAGAUAUUGGGGAAUAUUUCAUGCAGUGAGCAGGACUUUAAAAUUGAUAAGAAAUCGAUGAACCGAAAAGUAUCUAAUAUGUUGAAAGAUACUCUAAUUAUGAAUUCAUCACAAAAUAGUGACUUCGAGAUGAGUCAAAUUUAGUAAAUUAAGGGUUUUUCAUCCGUUGCAUAGAGAAACGAUACAGCGAUGAUACACAAACUUAUUUGGAUUAAAUUUUAUUCUGUAAGGUGCCAAUAUAAGCGUUUAGAAGUCAGCUAGUCAUUUAAUUAUUGUGAUAAGUUAUCGUUAAUCAUUUCAAAUAAAACUUUGGUAACGAC
Molecule: messenger RNA, 662 nt
Organism: Chironomus riparius
Lineage: Eukaryota; Metazoa; Arthropoda; Insecta; Diptera; Chironomidae
Source: the annotation of a GenBank genome assembly